This is a messenger RNA of Rubroshorea leprosula, 1240 nucleotides long. The record is from the annotation of a GenBank genome assembly. NCBI's taxonomy places the organism in Eukaryota, Viridiplantae, Streptophyta, Magnoliopsida, Malvales, Dipterocarpaceae.
GAACAAGGUCUAAUUGAUGACCAGUUCUGGUCUAAUUUAUGGUUCGCUUUGAAUUUUUUACGUUCCCUUUUCACAUCUGUUCAUUGCGUUCCAUUGUAGCUGUUCAUAUAAGUAAAAGGGUUCCAAAACUCAGACAGCAGAACCAAAUGGUUAAGUUUCCACAAUUUUUCUUUGACAGUCUUCAUUUUUUUUCUGCUUGAUCUUGAUUUUGUUAUUUUCACUCAAAAAAUGAUGGUUUUGGGUAGAGGGACCUCCCUGCUUGUCUUUUUAAUUGUGAUUUUACUACAGAUUAGAAGGGCUGUUGGACUCAAUUCAACAGCUGGAGAUCAUGAAGUUAGGUGCAUAGAGAGGAAAAGACAAGUAUUUCUUGCAUUUAAUCAAGGUUUGGUUGAUGACUAUGGUGUGCUUUCCUCCUGGGGAAGUGAAGAAGAGAAAAGGGAUUUUUGCAAACGGAGAGGAGUUCAGAGUAGCAAAGCAACUAGCCGUGUAAUUGAGCUUAUUCUUCAGGAUUGCUCUUUAAAAGGUGGCCAUCUUCUCAGUCAGUUAGGGAACCUCACAAGUCUGCAACUUGUUGAUCUUAGACAUAAUUACUUCGACAGUAUCAAAAAUCUUGAGUGGCUUUCCCAUCUUUCUUCUUUGAAAUACCUUGAUAUGAGCACAAUCGACCUUAGUAAGGUUAAUAACUGGCUGCAGGUGGUUAAGAAGCUCCCUCAUCUAACCAACCUGCAGCUAGAUCUCUGUAAUCUUUUAGAUGUUGUUCCCCCAGUCCUUCGCCAGGGUUAAAAGUUUGACAUCCCCUGCUGUCCUAGACCUAAGCAGUAAUAAUUUUGAUUGCGUUCCCAUUCCGGUGGCUGUUCAAUUUCAACUUUAGCCAUAGCUUAGUCCUACUCAUGUUAGGUAGAAAUGUGUUUCAAGGUCCGAUUUCAGAAACUUUCGGUCACAUGACUUCUUUGGAAUACCUAUAACUCAAGGAAAAUCAAUUUGAAGGAGGGCUUCCAAAAUCCUUUGGAAACAUGUGCAAAUUAAGGCUUUUACACUUGUCUGGUGACCAUCUGGGACUGGGAGAAAUGCUUCAUGAACUCAUAGGAAACUUCUCUGGAUGUCUGCAGCUGUCUUUAGAAGAUUUGGCUUUCGAUAAUGGUGGAAUUGGGGGAGUCCUAUCUGAUCGGAUAACAAACUUCUCAUUGUUGAGAGAGUUGUCCCUUGGAAGUCAUAAUGUAAGUGGCGCUGUGACCAAAAA